UGUAAUCUAGCUAAAGUCACCCAGGCAGAAUCAGAAAAAUGUAAUGCAAAUCAAUGUGAUUCACAGAAGCAGGUUUAUCUAUGUGGUACUGUGUGUAACCUUGGGAUGGUCAGGAGCUCACCAUUUUUACUUAAAACGCAAUUUAUUCGGAGUUAUAUAUCUUCUAUCCUUUGGGCUGUUUGGCAUAGGUUGGCUUUAUGAUCUAUUUAGGAUAAACAGUCUCCUUCUUGAUUAUGAGCUCAACUUCAGAGGGCAGGCCUUACUCAGACAUGAUGACAUGAAGCUGCUGACUUGGUGUUUAGGAUUCACUGGUCUACAACAUUUCAUAUUGAAGCGUUAUGCUUGUGGUUUUUACUUUUUAUUUACCUUCGGUGGACUGGGAGUUGGCUGGCUAAUGGACUUGUUCAGGAUACACCUUCUAACAGAGAGUUACAACCUAAAGGGAUAUCAAAGGAUGUCACGCAUCACUGACCAUCAGCUUACUGAUGCGUACAUAUACUGCCUACCCUUUGGGUUCCUAGGGCUUCACCACUUCUACUUAUCACGUCCAAAGUGGGGCAUAUUCUACCUAAUGACACUGGGAAAUUUUGGUGUAGGUUGGAUCACAGAUAUUUUUAGACUAAAAGGUCUAGUUCAAAACAGUAAUGAACGCCCUAAAUGGUCGCUGAUUGAUGCUUUUGUACUUUGGUUUCCAUUGGGAUUCUUUGGGGCCCAUUGGUGGUACCUGAAUCAGAGACCCCGUGCUAUUGCAUAUGCCUUUACUUUGGGCUAUCUCGGAAUUGGCUGGCUGAUCGACAUCAGAAGAAUUCCUGUUCAUGUGCGCUCGCUCAACAGAAAGUGCAUGUUAGCUGGGAUAAUUCAUGCUGAAGAUGCGGAAUCUCUUCAAUGGGACGAUAGUGACUUCAGCUCUGUGUUACUGCCUAAUGAUGGAGGAGGUUUGCUCAAAGUGUCUAAGAACAAAGUCCACUUGUCUCGGAUGACCUCGCGUACUGUUUGCUUGGAGUGCAGCGCGCCAGGAGUCUGUGUAAUGCCAUGUACUCACUUCUCGCUGUGUGUAGACUGUGUCCAGUCCAGUGAGCACUGCCCCCGCUGUAUUACUCCAAUCAAUGGUUGGGCCACUGUUGAUAUCUGAUUUGAAGACGUUCAUUAUUUUGGAAUGGGAAGGUUUUUUAUUUGUGGUUUUGCUUGUUUUUUAUGUUUGGGGUGAAAAAAGGUGCGGCUGCAUGAA
This is a messenger RNA of Bolinopsis microptera, 1228 nucleotides long. RefSeq lists its product as uncharacterized. The record is from RefSeq and is a predicted model, not a curated record. Lineage: Eukaryota; Metazoa; Ctenophora; Tentaculata; Lobata; Bolinopsidae. The transcript is spliced from 5 exons. The coding region runs from base 44 to 1132 and encodes 362 amino acids.